Mercenaria mercenaria is the source of this 1475-nucleotide messenger RNA. Its product is annotated as homeobox protein MOX-2-like. The record is from RefSeq and is a predicted model, not a curated record. The coding region runs from base 458 to 1342 and encodes 294 amino acids. Lineage: Eukaryota; Metazoa; Mollusca; Bivalvia; Venerida; Veneridae. Gene Ontology annotation, molecular function: RNA polymerase II cis-regulatory region sequence-specific DNA binding; DNA-binding transcription factor activity, RNA polymerase II-specific. Gene Ontology annotation, cellular component: nucleus. The transcript is spliced from 3 exons. Gene Ontology annotation, biological process: positive regulation of transcription by RNA polymerase II.
AGCGCUAAGGAAAAAGUCUGGAAACGCAAUUUUUCACUUUACUGAUGAUUUCUUUGAAAUGAUGGUUAAACCAAAGACGCAAAUGGACUUAAAAGUAAUUAUUUCUGAAAUUAAUGACUUUAGGAGUUUUCAAAGCGCUCAUUGGAUAUAAUUAAUCUACAAUUCGAAUUGGACUAUUUGUGUAAUUUAUGGAAUUUCGUUUUAAAAACAAUUUGGUGAUGUGAACUGUGUAAUGGCCAAUAUCUUGGUCUAGAUGCUUGUUUGGUCAAAAAAAGUCAUUAAGCGGAUUGAAUUCAUGUGUUGAUAAUUUAGAAACUGGUUGAUAUGCAAAUGGAUUUGGCAGUAACAUAUAAUUUAUUACUCCGCUAAUUCAGGGUGUUCCAAGGUGUUCGGGAGACAAUUAAACAUUGAAAAGAGAUCAUCAUUAUCAUACUCGUGUGUAAAACAGGUCUGAAGAAUGGAUCAGCAUCACAUCUACCGUAUGAAUGUAUCUGCCUUGAAUCAAGGUUCGAGCACUUUUCAGCCAAAUUAUGACAUAUCUACGUAUUAUUCGAGACACGAUGAUUUUACUGGGCAAGUUUGCGAGUCAAAACUUUUGCAUCGUUCUCAGGCAUACUCCUUUCCAUACAAUUACGGACAUUUUUCGCAAAUGUGGAACGCUCCGCCGUUUCAUUCGAACUACCAGUUAUCAAAUCAUAUUCCAAGCUCAAAAUUAAAGAUGUAUUCAGAGGGUGUAGACACAUAUUCAGCGCUAAACGGAACCGAGAUAUCCGGACAGUCGUCGAAAUGGUACAAAAAUCCAGGCUUUCAUGAUGAAAGCCAUAACGUUUCUGGGAACAGUGACAGUAUAAGCAGACCUGUAGGUGUGACCGAAUGCUCGGGAGAAGAAGCUGACGUCAAGCAGACAGUAACAAGGGACGAUAACUCCACACAAGAGACACGGACAAAUGAUACUGGCUUCAUCAAGUUAGAUCUAUCUGUGAAACAGAGGAAGGAGAGAACAGCGUUCACCAAGCACCAGUUACGGGAACUAGAACGGGAGUUCUGUCAAAGAAACUACCUCUCGAGACUGCGUAGAUAUGAAAUAGCCGUCGCCCUGGAUCUGUCAGAGAGGCAGGUAAAAGUGUGGUUCCAGAACAGAAGAAUGAAAUGGAAAAGAGUUAAAGGGACACAACUUGUAAAAGACAAAGUUUCAGGAGAACUGAAGCCUGUUACUGUUAUUACUCCCCCUUCCGACGACAUCUCCGGAGCAUGCGCAGAAAUUAAAAUAACGCCACAAAUGGAAGAAAAUGACAAUUCUGCUAUACCCGUAGGGUAUUCUAGGAAAGAAUAUGACAUUUAAAAAAGACGUAUUAAACUCUCAUAAUUGAUAACUUUUUUUCUAACCAUUCCACUGAGUUUCUUACAAAGCUUAUCGUGCAUUUUGAAUAACAUUGUAUCAUUGACGUUGGAAAAUACAACUGCUUGUGUUUUAA